This is a messenger RNA of Nilaparvata lugens (brown planthopper), 2836 nucleotides long. RefSeq names its product polyribonucleotide nucleotidyltransferase 1, mitochondrial (gene PNPase). Gene Ontology annotation, molecular function: RNA binding; polyribonucleotide nucleotidyltransferase activity; 3'-5'-RNA exonuclease activity. The transcript is spliced from 9 exons. The record is from RefSeq and is a predicted model, not a curated record. Gene Ontology annotation, biological process: mitochondrial mRNA catabolic process; mitochondrial RNA 3'-end processing. NCBI's taxonomy places the organism in Eukaryota, Metazoa, Arthropoda, Insecta, Hemiptera, Delphacidae. Gene Ontology annotation, cellular component: cytosol; mitochondrion. Bases 236 to 2515 code for a protein of 759 amino acids.
GUUGAGAACAUAACCUAUUUUACCGGGUGUUUGAGGUUAUAAUUGAGAUAUUGUAUAAUUGAGUCAAUGUUAAAAAUUUGUUUUAUUGCAAUACAUUUUUAUUAUGUUAAGCAUUAACGACAGAAAAACGUGACAUGAAUGUAAUUAAAAUAUUCAGUUCUUUUGUAUUUGCAGAAAGUAAUGAAUUCUAUUUAAUAUAUUGUGAAUUUUGAUUUGUGUGUGAAAUUAAUAGAUUAUGUCUCGUUUACAAAGUGUGAUAAGACUACACAAAAUCUACUUUAGAAAUGGAAUUUAUCGGUCUUUUCUUACCAAUAACAAAAAUGUUCAAUCCUCUACCGAUGUAGAGUUUGCUGACAGGGGCAAUCUGAGGAUAUCCAGUGGUAAAUAUGCAAGAUUCACAGAUGGUUGUGCGGUUGCUGAGCAGGGAGACACAUCGGUGAUGGUGACAGCUGUUAGCAAGCCUAAGCUGACUCCCUCUUCCUUUCUACCUCUGACUGUAGACUAUCGUCAAAAAGCAGCGGCGGCUGGCAGAAUCCCGACCAAUUUCCUGAGACGCGAACUGGGACCAACGGAACAUGAGAUUCUUGUCAGUCGCGUGAUAGAUCGCUCUCUGAGGCCACUAUUCCCGCUUGGAUUCAACUAUGAGACACAACUAGUCGUCAACUUGUUGGCUGUAGACGGCGUUCACGACCCUGAGAUAUUGAGCAUCAACGCGGCCUCGGCAGCUCUCAGCCUGUCUGACAUUCCUUGGAACGGUCCCAUUGGAGCCGUCAGAGUCGGCCUCAUCGACAAUGAAGUCAUUAUCAAUCCAAGUCGUAAGGAAUUGACGAUCAGUGACCUCAAUCUGAUAGUUGUUGCCACAAGCCAGAGUCUGGUUGUUAUGUUGGAAGGCUUCUGCAAUAACAUUCUGCAACAGUACUUCCUCAAAGCUAUCAAAUCCGGUGUUAAAGAGUGUCAAAAAAUAGUGCAGUCGAUACAACAACUACAAAAGCAAUGUGGAAAAGUGAAAAGGACGUUUGAAGCAAAAGCUCAACCUAGUCCAGAAUUGUUAGAAGCAGUAAAAACUAUGUCUAUUAUGAAAUUAAAAGAUAUACUCACAGACUUUAGUUUAGAUAAAGUUAGUAGGGAUGAAAAACUUAGAGAAGUUAGAACAGACUUAUUGGAAAAAUUGAAAAAUGGAAUGGAGGUUGCGCCCAGCCAAGAGGAUAUUGGAGAGGCAUUCAACUCUGUCGGCAAAGAUGUAUUUCGUGAAUUAGUGUUUGAAACUAAACUAAGGUGUGAUGGAAGAGAACUAGAUGAAAUAAGACCGAUUUCUUGCGAAGUGAACAUGUUCAAUCCCCUACAUGGUUCUGCACUGUUCCAGCGAGGUCAAACUCAAGUAUUAUGCACUGUAGCAUUGGACUCACUCGACUCUUCAUUAAAAAUGGAUCAAAUCACCAUGCUUACCAGUGGUUUGAAGGAGAAAAACUUUUUUCUUCAUUACGAAUUUCCACAAUAUGCUGUAAAUGAGAUUGAGCGUGCAGGAGGCUCGAAAAGACGCGAGCUUGGUCAUGGAGCUCUUGCUGAGAAAGGGUUGAGAGCAGUAGUUCCCAAUGACUUUCCAUUCACGAUUCGGUUAUCGUCUGAAGUUCUAGAAUCUAAUGGAUCGUCAUCUAUGGCGUCAGUGUGUGCAGGAAGUAUGGCGUUGAUGGAUGCUGGAGUUCCUAUCAGUUGUCAUUCAGCUGGUGUAGCCAUUGGAUUACUUUCCAAGUACGAAAACAACGACACCAAACACAUGGAAGAUUAUUGUAUUCUCACUGACAUUUUGGGCAUUGAAGAUUAUUUAGGAGAUAUGGACUUCAAACUGGCAGGAACUAAGAAGGGAAUUACUGCUAUACAGGCUGACAUUAAAAUUCCUGGCCUCCCGUUGAAAGUUGUGAUGGAGGCUGUGGAGGCUGCAACAGUUGCUAAGUCAAAAAUAAUUGACAUAAUGAAUAACACAAUAGAUAAGACAAGAAAAGAUGUAAAAGAAUCUUGGCCAGUCACUGACAAAAUAGAAAUUCCCGCUCAUAAAAGGUCCAGAGUUAUUGGACCUGGUGGAAUGAAUUUGAAGAAAAUCAUGUUGGACACAGGAGCUCAACUGUCGCCUGGAGAAGACAAUAUAUUCACGAUAUUCGCUCCGAAUAAAUGUGCAAUGGACGAAGCUGUGGAAAUCAUCAACAAACUGAUAGCCAAGGAAAGAGAACCUCAGUUGGAGUUUGGAUCGAUAUAUACGGCGAAAGUGGUUGAAAUCAGGGAUAUCGGUGUUAUGGUAACAUUAUACCCGGACAUGCCUCCAGCCCUCAUUCAUAAUUCGCAGCUCGAUCAACGAAAGAUCAAUCAUCCGAGUGUUCUCGGCUUGGAAGUGGGCCAAGACCUGCAGGUGAAAUACUUUGGCCGAGACCCCGUCUCCGGACAAAUGAGGCUUUCCAGGAAAAUUUUGUUUGCUCCACCUUCAACGGUUGUCAAAAAUCACGGCCACACUGAAUCUAGCUGAAGUGCAAAAAAUGUACUUUUUCCGUAGUAACUGAAUUCCCUUCCUAUUGCAAAGGCCAAAAAUGAACUCUGCAUAAAAUGUGUAUAGUUGAGUAUUUUAUAAAACGUUAAACAUUAACAUUAAAAGUGUUACAUAUUUGUACUGGAUUACAAAUGGUUUCUUGAAUUUAUUCUUCAACUUUCAUACAGAGAUUAUCUUAUUUAUCCUUAAUUCUUAUCAGUUUAGUUGACUGUGCAUCAGAUGUUUACUAAUCCAAGUCUCAACCAUAUUAAAUUUAUGAGUUCCAUUCAAGAUUAUAUGCAGAUUGAAAAUGUGAGUUUU